AUGUCGUCAUCCAUCGAUUCUGCUCCCCGUGUGCCAUACGUCGUAGUGCCCGAAGCGUUGCGGACCGAGUACGGCUUUCUUGACACCUGCGCUCUUCAUUACUGCGCGCAAGUUGAACAUUUUGUGGUUUCGACGGGCAACGGAGGAGAGCGAGAGCCCGCAGUGUUGUUUAUUACAUGCGACAGCCUCUACAUUGGCGAUAACCAGGGAGGGAUUUAUCGGCGCGUGGAACUCAAGAAUAUUUGCUGCAUUUUGACCAACGUUGGUUUCUCUUCGUCUGAUAACCCCAGCAGUUCGCGGAGCCUGUUCACCGCGUUUGUACUCAGCAACCCACAGGAGCCAAGUGAUAUCGUUUUAGCCGGAAAAACGGGUUAUGCUGCCGCGGUGGUUGUUGAGCGGCUGCUGUCGUCAUGCGGGCAUCCCGUUCCGAUGCAGAGAUGCAUGACUGAUAGACAUGACCUUCUACCGGAGGGUGUUGUGCGGCUGCCACCACGUGGCAAGCCCAUCUUGACCUUGCAGGAGCAACAGGCCUUGCGCGACAGCAUUUCUCCCCGCAGUGGGGCGGCUAACACGGCGUUCCUGUCGUCUGCCAAUACAUUUGGGGAUCGCCUCGGGGCGACGCUUGCUCGCUUGGUGGAUGAACAGCGGAGCAGGACGACGGCCCCCGACACCGUCGCCGCCGAUGCUGUUCCCCCCGAUGUGUGGGUGCCAGUUGCCGUUAGACGUUGUUUUCCACCCUUCAACGAUGUGUCGCUAUUUUGGGGCGGGUCGGUGAGGUUCUAUGGCAAGACACUAAAGGAGUCUUCGGAGGCCACUCUCUUCAUCACCCCGGCGCAGGUUGUUGUGGUUCACGCACAGCAGCCGGUGCGUGUGCUGCCGUUGCAGGCCAUUUCGAAGGUUCUCGUUCACAGCAUCGACAGUGUGCGAAAGCAGCGUUUCACCUUUUUUGUUUCCAGCCUGAAGGACGCGGACAUCUGCAUUCAAACCGUUGGAAAGGAUAGCGACUUACUUCUUAAGCGGGUCCACAAUGCCAUUUGUGCUCUCGAUCCAACACGCGUACCUCCCAUUAAUCCCGUCGCAACCACCAAGGGGUUGAAGCUGCGUCUGAAGCCAAAGAAGGGGUAUAAAUUACCCACCAUCGCGAUGCCGCCAACUUCAGAGAAUGCACGAUACAGAAAUUUCGUUUUUGAACGUGUGAGGGAUAUUCUGCGAGCAUGUGAGCCAUUGAAACAAGAUACCGCCGCGGCGCUUACUGAGCAGUUCCUUGGAAGAGAGCUGGAGUUGCUCAGCCUUCUCUACAACACCUAUCCGGAGUAUGCCGUGCGUCAAGAGUUUUCUUCAGUGCCCGAGCAUCGUGAGAGAUUGUUGUUAUUUUGUGCAAAAUAUCUCCCCGACAGCGUUGGCAUCGUGGACGAUGUUCUUAACAGUUACAAGGGGCGUGAAGAGGAGCUCUUUCAUCAUCUUGUGAUGCGAUACGGCCCAGAGCCCCGUGAGAAAACAGUAGGAUUGGAAAGGUAUAAAACAACCCUGUCGCCGGAGGAAAUUAGGAGGACGUUAGUGAAUUUCUAUCGUCACUAUGAACCAAAGAAGAUUGCAGAUGUGGACGCGAUUAUGGCGCUCUACCAGGACCGUGAACAGCUGCUCUUUGAAAGACUCACACAACUCUACGGACCAAUGCCGCUUGACCAGGAUUCUUCUGCGUUGUCCGUGCAACCAAAUUUGCUGCUCUCUCCACGGGACGCCUCCCACGUGUCUUCAUCACCGCCACUGCCAAAUGAGGAUGAAACGGCGGAUCGACCUUCGUGGCGUCAGAGACUAGAGGCUUUUCUUGCACGCUACAUACCAGAACGCAGCGGGGAUGCAGACAUGUUGCUUCAGAAAUACGCUGGACAGGAAGACGCUCUCCUCUGUGGGCUUGAGAAGAAAUACGGCCCCGAACCGGUGCCUGUCACACGACGCAAUCGUGCGAGGGUUUCUGCUUUUUUUCUGCGUGCGGGUCUGCCAGAGCCUGACGAGGCGCAGAUUGACGAGACUAUCCGCUCCUUCCAUGGGAGUGAGGAGGACUUUUUCCUUUACCUAGAGCAACGUUACGGCGCGGAGAGUCCGCUGCAGUUUCCAAGGGAGGCAGAAGAAAUCACUGCGGUGGAGUUUGCAAAGGUGGAUCUUCUGACAGAAGUUCCCUUUGUGGAAGUGCCCGAGUCCCUGCAGUGUCUCUUUCCUAGUUUCCGUGGAAGAGCCGCGCUUUUUUGGUUUGGCCGCGUCCUUCACUGGGAGCAACCGGCACCGCCGACACUGCGCUGUGCCUACCUCACAUCCUCGCACAUUUAUGUGGGGAAUUCUGAGGCCGACACCGUGCGGUGUACCGCGUUAGAACGGGUAGAAGCAGUGUACAUGAAUUCGAAACGCGAACGUCGUGAAAUGCCCCCGAGCAUGAUUAUGUGUGUGCAUGAGGAGCACGAUCUCUUUUUUGCCUUUGCGUCAGAUGAAGAGGGGCAUCAACUCCUGUCAGUUCUUACAAGCACACUCACACAGUAUCAUUUUGGCCGCCAGUGUCGUGUAUUUGCGUGCGCCAACUUCACUGAUUUUGGCAUUCAGGUCAACUGCGCGCGUCCACCGACGUACAUCAACCAUGUUGUGGCCGUCUUGCAGCGACCCCGAACCAACGCGUCUUUGCGCAUCAGCCAGAAAAACAAUGAGGCCGCCAGUAGUGAUAUUGACGGUGAUGAUAUCCAUGUUCACCGCCUGCUGAAGCAAAAAGAAUGCGAAUUGCGUAGUGGGCUUCACGACGCUCUUAUCCUAAAAGAUGACGGCCAUCAGAAUGUGGAGCUGCAGAGGGAUGCCGUUCUCGUUAACCAGCGAUGGGCUGCCAUUCGCCAGUUAGCGACGAAAGAGAGGAAGAUGUUUGGUACUGUGCCCCCGCGACCCAGCGCUGGAAGCGUUAUCCUCAGUAACGCCCGUUCAACAAUGAAUCGCACAAAUUCUCCGCCGCACUCGUUUCAGGCAGUCGCCAAUGUGCCGUCGCAUAUAAUUAAGGCCAAUCCAUUGCAGCGGGCGCAGUACGGGAGAUUUUCUCCGAAUGGCACUUACGGCCUGGGUGUGAAGGCCCGUCUAUACGGUGGCAUUGAGGGCGCCGUGAAAAAUGUUUCAGAGGCAUCGGAGGGCAAAUUCACACGGUUAUUGAUGUACUCCAACGAGAGGUCUGCUGCAGGCUCAGUUCAUAACGUCUCCUACCGGCCUUCCAUCACCAGGGGAGUUGGCGGUCUGGAUGAGUAA
Trypanosoma cruzi is the source of this 3273-nucleotide messenger RNA. RefSeq lists its product as uncharacterized. The record is from RefSeq and is a predicted model, not a curated record. The coding region runs from base 1 to 3273 and encodes 1090 amino acids. NCBI's taxonomy places the organism in Eukaryota, Euglenozoa, Kinetoplastea, Trypanosomatida, Trypanosomatidae. The transcript has a single exon.